AAAACAUGGCCGAUGAAGUACAACUUGCACAAGAUGCCAAAGCCGGUGGAGAUACAAUUUUUGGGAAAAUACUAAGAAAAGAAAUUCCAUGUAACUUCAUUUAUGAGGAUAAUUUGUGUGUUGCUUUUGACGACAUUAACCCACAAGCUCCAGUCCACUUUCUUGUAAUUCCCAGGAAAUAUAUUCCACAGUUAUCAAAAGCUGAAGACAAUGAUGAAGCUUUAUUGGGUCAUCUUUUAGUAGUUGCAAGGAAAAUUGCACAGAAAAGGAAUUUAAAAAAUGGUUUUAGAAUUGUAAUCAAUGAUGGUCCCAUAGGUGCCCAAUCAGUUUACCAUCUUCAUAUACAUGUUUUGUCUGGAAGGCAAAUGCAAUGGCCCCCAGGCUAAAUUUUUUGUUUUAUAUAAAUUGGUGUUUAAUUAGUGGAAAUAAAGUUUAAACCAGCAGAA
Molecule: messenger RNA, 446 nt
Organism: Diabrotica balteata
Lineage: Eukaryota; Metazoa; Arthropoda; Insecta; Coleoptera; Chrysomelidae
Source: the annotation of a GenBank genome assembly